Molecule: messenger RNA, 1951 nt
Organism: Amblyraja radiata (thorny skate)
Lineage: Eukaryota; Metazoa; Chordata; Chondrichthyes; Rajiformes; Rajidae
Product: retinol dehydrogenase 12-like
Exons: 7
Coding region: 263-1144 (293 amino acids)
Source: RefSeq, a predicted model, not a curated record
AGGCUGUUUUGUAACCGGCCUUGAGGUCAACAAACAACCAGCGCUUUGUCCCUGUCUCCAAUGACUCACCAAUAUUGGCGACGGACCAAAUGAAACGCGAUUCGGUCUUUUAAAAAACACAGGUUGUAAAACACAAGAAAGGCAGCAAACUUGAACGAGACGUGUGAUCGUUGUCAAUAGGGAACAACUAACGUAAAAACUCCAGCAGUGAGACUCAAAAUGCUGGAGUAACUCGACGGGUCAGGCAGCAUCUGUGGUGGGCAUGGAUAGAACAGGUAAUGCAUGGAAAACCCAGAUGCUGGAUGGAAAGACUGUACUAAUAACUGGCGCUAACACUGGAAUUGGCAAAGAGACUGCAAGAGACCUGGCAAAGAGAGGAGCCCACAUUAUCAUAGCAUGCAGAGACAUAGAAAAAGGCGAUGCUGCAAUGAAAGAAAUAAUAAAGCAAUCUGGAAAUUCUAAUAUAAUGGUGAAGAAAUUGGAUUUAGCUGAUACCAAAUCUAUUCGAGAGUUUGCGGAGCAGAUCAAUAAAGAACAACAGCAAAUUAACAUUCUGAUUAACAACGCUGGGGUAAUGAUGUGUCCUUAUUUGAAAACGGAAGACGGCUUUGAGUUGCAAUUUGGAGUCAAUCAUUUAGGACACUUUUUGCUAACCUAUUUACUAAUUGACUUGAUAAAACAAUCUGGUCCUGCUCGAAUCAUCAAUGUCUCCUCUGCUGCACAUAAAAUGGGAAAAAUUCAGUUUGAUGAUCUGAACAGUGAGAAGAGUUACAAUUCAGUAAAAGCCUAUGGGCAGAGCAAACUGGCCAACAUUUUGUUUACAAGGGAAUUGGCCAGAAAACUCCAAGGGACAAAUGUAUCAGUCUUUGCUUUGCAUCCAGGUGUGGUCCGAACUGAAUUAGCCAGACAUUUGAAUGCUGUAACCCGGUUUGGGUUGUCAUUGCUGCGACCUUUUACCAAAUCUCCAGAAAAUGGUGCUGAAACUUCAAUUUACUGUGCUGUAGCUCCAGGAUUGGAGAAAGAAACAGGAGAAUAUUUCAGUGAUUGUGAUCGUACAACCGGUUCAUCGGAUGCCCGUAACGAUCAAGUAGCAAAGAAGUUGUGGGAAGUAAGCUGCCAAAUGCUGGGAAUUGAUUGGCAGUGAGCCCAACACAUGCCCUCAACAGCAUGUUAUGUUCAAUUUAUUUGUACUUAUAAUCAACAACUGAGGUUGUAUCUGAAUAACUGAAUAAUAUGAACUCUUUUUGCUAAUUAACGUUUUAUCUUUUUAAGUAUAAAGUAUUUGUAUUUUACAUUUUUGUAUACAUUUAACAGCUUAAUGUAGGUCGUACUACAGUUUUGCUUCCCAGUAUGCAUAUAAUAUACAUUCACUUAAAGACAUAAACAGUUUAAAUUUUCUUUCUAGAGAAAACAUUGUACAAAUUAAAUAUGGUGCUUAUUCCUGGUGUUUGUUCCUUUGUUAUUUCGUACACUACUGACUUUUGUUUUCUUUCAUUUCUUUGCCAUUUUGUAACAUUUUUAUUAGGUGGAAUUGUACACUAGUAACAUUUUAUAAAGCUUUUGCCUAUUAAGUUGUUGUAUAAUUGACUCUUCCGUCUUGGAUUUAUGAUGAAGAAAUGAGAAGUGGCACAAUAAAAUGUAAUUCGGAGCUUUACACUGUGUAGCUUUCUGCAUGGGCCAAUACUUUGAAUUUGAUUUUGAUAUUUUUUUUAAGAUUUACAUAGUUGGAUACUAUGGUUUCUGUCAUGAGAUGGUGGUUUUGUAAUUGAACUAUUCUGCACCAGGCAGUUAUUAAAUUUUAGAUCUUGAAGAUUGAAUGCAGGAAUAUGACAUCUGUUAACCUAAUGCAGCUCAUGAUUAUUGAAAAUCUGGUAUUAAGUACUUUGAGAGGCUAUAGUGGUCAUAUAAUGUGUUUUUAUAACAUUGUGAAAUAAAAACAAUGUAAUCAAAA